Molecule: messenger RNA, 765 nt
Organism: Drosophila persimilis
Lineage: Eukaryota; Metazoa; Arthropoda; Insecta; Diptera; Drosophilidae
Product: venom allergen 5-like
Exons: 3
Source: RefSeq, a predicted model, not a curated record
GGCCUCAUUGACUACCAUCCUGCCAUAAUGUGGUGGUGGCUGCUGCUCACUUUUCCUUUGAUUAUUCAUUCCCAAAAUGAGGAAUGGUGCGAUCCAAAUUUGUGCGACAACGGUGCCCACAUACUGUGCAAGGAUGAUGGGAAGUUUUACAACUCGUGCCCACGAGAUCAGGCAGAACUCAUCCCAAUGACAGAAAGGGUCAGAUCGAUGCUCACGCAUGUGCAUAACGAUUUGAGAAACAAAGUAGCAGCUGGCUACAAGGAUAUGCCAAAGGCAGCGAGAAUGUUGGAGAUGCAGUGGGAUCUGGAUCUGGCGAAAGUGGCCGAGGCGGCUGUGAGGCUGUGUAGAUUGGAGAAGCUCUCGUGUGCCACAACGCCAAUCUAUAUGUGGACCGGCCAGAAUGAAGCUUUGGAAAUGUCUGACUGCCUCAAGAGUAGUGAUUUGGUAAUAAGAAAACACCUAGACGACUGGAUCAGGCAGGGAGACUAUGCACGUAAGAAUCAUUUGACUGAUCCUUUCUCUGGGAUAACCGUGACGUACUUUCUUCAAAUGGUACGCGAUAGAUGUGACCGCUUUGGAUGCGCCGUCAGUCGCUAUACCGAGAGAAAUAUAACGCAUCAGCUAAUUAAAUGCAUAUAUAGGUGCACCUUUGCGGUGUCUAGCCCCACAAAUCCCGUGUACGAGGUUGCACUCACAAAUGGAGGUGAAAAAUGUGCUUCAGGCCGCAGCACUGUUUAUGAACAACUAUGUCAUAAAAGGGAAUCC